AUGUCGAGAGGUGGUCGCGGCGGAGGUCGCGGGGGAUUUGGAGGCGGUGGGAGGGGCGGUUUUGGUGCAGGGAAUCUUCCCCCACUGGGCCUAACUUUCGCUGACAUCCAGUCCAUGUCCAGGGAGCAAAGCGAAGCUUAUCCGUCCAUGGAUGUGCUUCCAGUUCUUACUGAAUUCUCUGAAGAGGACAGGGCUAUAUGUGAGCAUCAAGUCGGCUUUGCCACCCGUCUACGCCGGUCAGCGUACUACGUGACUGAACCCACGAAAUCUACAGAGCUUGAACGGUACUCAGAUAAAUACCGACCCUCUGCCGCAGCGCAGCCUUCGCUCAAGCGCAAAGACCUGCACCAGCCAUUCUUCCCUCAGGAGGUAUUUGAGGCCUAUUUCAAUCCCAAGAAAAAGCGUAAAGUUGAGAAGAAGGCCUCUUCCAAGAAACUCAAUCUCGAUGAUUUGGCCGACGACGAAGAGGAUCUCGAAAAGUCAGAUGAGGGUCGCUCAGACGAGGGCUCGCAAGUCGCCGACGAAGACUACGAUGUCGACGAAGAGUAUGACAACGAUUAUGCAGAGAACUACUUCGACAAUGGGGAGGGAGACGACAACGAUGAUCUGGGUGGCGGUGGCGGCGGCGAUGAAGGCGGAGGUUAUGAUUAUGACUGA
Molecule: messenger RNA, 657 nt
Organism: Stereum hirsutum FP-91666 SS1
Lineage: Eukaryota; Fungi; Basidiomycota; Agaricomycetes; Russulales; Stereaceae
Exons: 5
Coding region: 1-657 (218 amino acids)
Biological process (GO): transcription by RNA polymerase III
Cellular component (GO): RNA polymerase III complex
Source: RefSeq, a predicted model, not a curated record